Symbiodinium natans is the source of this 5928-nucleotide messenger RNA. The record is from the annotation of a GenBank genome assembly. Lineage: Eukaryota; Dinophyceae; Suessiales; Symbiodiniaceae.
AUGCUCAGCCGCCCGAACGGCGAGCUCACGAGGGCCGGCCAGUAUUACUACCAACUGAUCGACCGGCCGCCCCCCAGCCGGCAGUACGACCGCAACCAACCCCUCAUCCGCGAGGGCCCGAACGAUUACAUCAUGCUCCGGGGGGGCGCCAAAAAGCUGCUCCGCAGCCUCCAGCCCAACGGGAACUACCACUUGACCAAGCUCGGGAAGAGCUUCUUCAAGGACAAGUGGGUGGACUGGGUGGUGCACGUGCCCGUCAUCAUCCGCGGCAUCCGGCGAAACGGCCGGAACCGCGGCAUGCCCUACGAGCGCACGAAGCGCCUGCCCGUCACGGACCUCAACGUCACACUGCCCCGGCAGAUCUCGGCCCAAGCGGCCCGGAACCUCAAGGCGUCCGCGCUGGCGCAGCUCGGGAACCCCGAGCCGAACGACAUUAUUUGGGAGCUGUCCGACGAGACCUACUACCUGGACGCAACGAGGGAGUGGACCUUCAGCCAGCAGGCCAUGCAGGUCGUAGACGACCGGGUGGUGGUGGAGACCGUCCUUGGAUCAGCCCCUGGGGGCUCUGCGGGACGUCUCCUACCAGCUGUACUGCGGCGACGAAAUCCUAGAGUCCGCCUUCGAACAGCGGCCGGACAAGCUUUGCGUCCCUCGGCAGCUCGCGGAGCUGAUGCGGCUGCCGCUGCAGGAGGUGCUUUCGGACUUCGACGCAAUCUGCACCAAAAAACGUGGCGGGAGCAGGGCAUCACCCCCCGAGAGAUCCGGGAAUUCUGCCUUUGGCGCCAGGCCCCGAUGUUCUACGUGGACUGCCAGGGCCGCCUGCUGGACAAGUACGAGCCUACCGUCAAGGAGCAGCGGGCCGUGGCCUUCACGAGCUGGAACGGCCACGCCUUCUUCUACAAAUCCGCCCGCACCGUCGCGAAGUGCGAGCCGAUCGGGGAGCGGGCCAGGUACCGGGGCGAGAGGAAGCCAGGCGAAACGCCCGAGUUCAAGGAUUGGCGGGAGUGGGAGGGCGAGGUCGCCAGCGGUCAUUUCUACACUGAAGACCUGGAGCAGGUCCGGAGGGAGCUCCUGGCCGAGGGGCACUGCCCGAAGGUGGUCAUGCGAAGCCUGAGCGAGUGGCGGUGCCUGCGGCUGAGGGUGCGGGGCGGCGAGGACUGCGUCAUCUCCGCCUUCCACGAAGACCUGGAUGUGCUGCAGGCCUGGAUGGGGCGGCUGGGGCUCCCCUAUUGCGGGCAGCGUCUGGCGGGCGCCGCGAGCGAGGUCUUCCUUCACCUUCUCAAGGCCCGCCGCGAUCCGCCCGGAUCUCGGCAAGCCCUGCUCGCGGAGCAGGACCACCAGUGCAAGCUCUGCGCGGCCCCCAUCACCGCAACCACGUGCGAGUUGGACCACAUCGUCCCCGUGCACCAGUCCUUCGCCGCACAGGCCCAGAACCUCCAGGCACUGUGCCUCGAGUGCCACCGGAACAAAACGGCCCUGGAGUCCUCGCACGCCACGACACUGGAGUCGCGCUUCAGCCGGCGGGCUUACGAGCAGUACGUGGAAUCGCCUCGACUCCCGCCGCUCGUCUUCAAGCUCAACAGCCACAAGCCGGACCACAUCUGCCACGGUAUAGACGUGGUGCGGUGCCGCAAGAACGGUCUGGCCCAUGCCAAGUUCCCGGCGCCCAUCUUCUGCCCCAAGGACAACGUUGAGCAAGCCCGCGAAGGGCACCUGGCGGACCUGACCUACGUGAGGCUCCGGGAGGGCUGGUACGCCAAGCCUGCGGUGGCCUACAUGCUGGAAAAGGGCCUUGCGACAUGGAGCGACUUCGUGUACAGCCUGGACGCCACGGCGCACGUGGACCAGGAGUCCGUGGCUCAGGCCCUGCAGAAAAUGGAGGCGGCUUGGCCGGAGGGAGAGGAGCACUACGCGAAGCUGUCGGUGAAUGCCCUCAUCGGGCUCUGGGCACGCAACAUGAACCUCAUCUACACCAUGCGCACCAGCAACCACCAGUUCGACGGGUCCGGGUGCCAGCACCGGGAGCUGUUCCUGGACGCCGCGGGCGGGAUGCACUGGGAUCACAUCUACGUGACCCAGUUGUUGUCCAACCGGAGCUGCCGGCCUGUGCACGACUUCGUGAUGGCCUCGGAGUACGUCGCCGUCUCCAGAAUCCGGGAUGCACUCGCAACCGUGCCGUCGAGGUACCUGAAGGCCGUCAAAACGGACUGCGUCGUCUUCCAGGACCUGCCCAAAAAGUUCCAGGGCCUUGUGGACAGCCUGGUCCGCGAAAGGCAUCCCGACGGCACGCCCGUGUACCGAUGCGAGGAGGUCAAGGGCCUCGAAGGCCAGUAUCGGAUCCCCCGAAUCGAGGCGGAGUGGAUGUGCAACAUUGACACCUGGAAGGUCGCGGAGGACCCUGUGCUCCACUGCCUCGAGGGCGGGAGCCUGCUGCUGACCGGCUACCCGGGCACCGGGAAGACCCACCUGGCGCGCCAGAUCGUGACCGCCCUCCGGGAAGAAGGGUACAAGGUGAAGAUCAUCACGAAGACCCACUCCUCCGUGCAGAACUUUGGCAUGCAGGCGGAGACGGCCGACCACUGGGUGCGGAGCACCGUCCGGAACGGCUACUGCAACAUCGACUGGCUGGUGGUGGAGGAGAUUACGCAGCUCGACACGGGGCCGUGGAACGACAUCGCCUGCGUCUCCAUGAACCGCAAAGUCAAGUUCCUGCUGCUUGGCGACUUCCGCCAGUUCCCCGCCGUCAUGGACAACUUCGCAGGCACCCCGGUGCAGCGGGAGCUCAAGCACCUCACCGACGGCUGGCACCACGAGCUCACCGAGAACAGGAGGAGCGACCCGGGCAUCUUCGACUUCCUCCGGUGGCUCCGGGUCGACGAGCCCCGGGAGCAGUCCCUGCCGGAAGCGGUCCGGGCGGCCCGGGAAAGGUUUCCGCGGCAAGGCGAGCCCGAUGUCAGCCUGGUCAUCUCCCACGCCCACCGCAUCAGGAUCAAUGCGCGGGACAACCGUCGCCUGGCCCCGCCGGAAGCUGUGACGAUCGAGUACACCGGCACUGGCCCGACGACCACCAACAUGCCGCAGACCAUGCGGGUCUGGCCCGGCCUGAAGCUCAUCGGCGUCGGCGGCCGCGUGACCAAAGGCAUCUACGUGCAUGUGGCCGAAGUGGGUCCCGAGAAGAUCGUCUUGGACGGCGGCGACUCCUUCACCCACGCCGCCCUCCUGAAACACACCCGGCUGUGCCACGCCAUCACCUACGCCUCGUGUCAAGGCCUGACGCUCGAAGGGCGGGUUUUCCUAUGCGACACCGAGAGUCCACACUUCACCCUCAAGCACCUCUAUGUGGGGAGCAGCAGGGCCACCAGCAGCGAGCUCCUGAGCGUCGCCAGGAUCCUCCAGCGGCUGCUGGUCAGCGUCCCAGAAGUGGACUCGGGACAAAUCGACCUUGAGCUUGAUGAAGCUGUAGCGGCCGAAGAUUUUAGAGUCGUGGAGGCAUCGCUGGGUCAGCUGGCCCUUGAUGUCCUUCUCGAUCGCCUGCAGGUCUGCCUUGGCGGCCUCGUUCUGCUCGAGACACAGGGGGAGUCGCCGGGCUUCCGUCUCGCUGCCGUAGGGGCUGGGGUGCCACAAGAUGCGCAGCCACUCGUGGGACCGCCAGGCCUCCGCGCACACCGGGAAGAACUUGCCGCCACGCUGGUUGGUCGUAAGCUCACCGAGCUUGAGUACCGUUUUGGGCUCCAUCGCUCCUUCUUUUUUCACGACAAGAAAAAAAUGCCGGCCACCGUCGCCACCGCGGAGUGCGUGGUGGCCCUGGCGUGCUUGCUGGUCCUGUGGGUAACGAGUCUUGACAGCAACCCAAAAGCCAGCCCAACCAUCUGCUCCGACAUCCUGCAAUGGGACUACAAGGCCUUCGAGCCCGGGCACUUCGACGCAGUGUGGGCCUCGCCCUGCUGCACCGAGUUCAGCAUCGCACUCAAGAAGCGCCCCCGCAACCUGCCGCUCGGAGAUGCCCUGGUGCUCAAGACCCUGGAGGUCAUAGACUACCUCAAGCCUCGGUGGUGGGCCAUCGAAAACCCGAGCACCGGGCGCCUCAAAACCCGCCCCUACAUGCAAGGGCUGCACAUGGACCGGGUCACGUACUGCAAGUACGGCUUCCGCUACAAGAAGCCCACGGCCAUCUGGCACAACUUGCCCUGGACCCCCUCCCAGGGGCCCUGCCGCAAGGGCGACCGCUGCGAGGCCUUCCAAGGAACUCGGCACCCCGAGGCCGCGCAGCGAGGGCCCACCAAGGGGCGGCAGGGGAGCAACUCGCGGGACCAGCUCUACUCCAUCCCGCCUGUGCGUCUCUUCAAGACGCCUGAGUACUCCGUCAAGCAGCCGCCUGACCCCGUGGUUUGCAAGCCCCCCGCCAACGGUAUUUUGUGCGCUCCAUCUGCAAGCGGAAAGACGGUACUCCUUGUGAGCAUGAUUUUGGAGCAAUACCGGGGCUGCUUCGAGCGCAUCUAUAUCUUCUCGCCCUCGGUGGAGGUCGACUCUGCCUGGCAGCCUGUCAAGGAUUACAUCCGAGACGAGCUGGGCGUGAAUACGGACCGGGAGCAGUGCUGGUGGGAGGAUUGGGACGAGGGGGCGCUGCGGAAGAUCAUCGCGGACCAGAAGCGCAUCACCCAGAAGAGCAAGGAGCUGGGCCUCAAAAAACUGUACUCGGUCUUGGUAGUUUUGGAUGAUCAUGCCGAUAAUCCAGCUGUGCACCGCAAGACGGGAGAUGGCGUUUUGGACACUCUGUUCAUCAGGGGCAGACAUUUUUGCAUCAACACCUGGGUCUCGACCCAGAAGCUGCGUCUUAUGAGCUCCGCCGUGCGGGUCAACGUGAUGUUCUACUGCGUCUUCCGGUUGCGAAACCAACUGGAGCUGGAUGCCUUGGUGGAGGAGCUGAGCGCCAUGCUCCCGAAAGAAACCCUCUACGCCAUGUACGAGGAGGCCACCAGGGAGCCCUACAGCUUCUGGUUCGUUAACCUCCGCGCGCCCAAGGAAGACAUGUUUUGGGUGCGCUUCGACCGGAAGUUCUUGCUAAAUGGGGACGCUCCUGAGCCAGAUGGCGGCCAAGUUGUUGGGGGGAGGCCCCGGCAAACCUCCGACGGCUCCAACGCCAGCGAGUUCUCGGCGCGCCGUUCUAAAAAGGGCAUGACGAGUAUCUACGUGGACUCGCGCCUCCGCGCGGAGGGCACGGACAGCAGCUUCUCCUUCGACAUCGGUGAGAGUGUGCACAUUCAAUCCGGCGCCAAACUUGCGGUGUACAAGGUCCGCGUUGCUGACGCCUUUUUGAGCACGGACCGCGGGACGUUCUUGUACUGGGAGGACACGGUCGCCGGCACCCUGCAUUACGCGGAGCUCCCGGUGGGGGCGUACACAGGGCCGCGAUUGGCUGCGUGGAUCAGCAGCAACUUCGCUUCCGCCAGCUACACCGCCGAGACAAAUGAGCUCGACGUGACCUACGACGGCGUGCGCCUCAUCCUCAACGAUGCCGAGCUCCGGCAACGCUUCCCAGGCACGGCCCCCUACCCGCCGGGCGCCUCGCCCAGCAAGCCCCUGUCCAUCAACCACCUCCUCGGCCCCAGCUACCUCACAGGCUCUGCGCAGCGCUUCGUCUUUGUGACGAUGAAUCCGUUCUCAGAACUGUACCUCAGGUGCCCAACACUGGCCAACGGGGAGACGACGGUGGGCCCGUUGGGGCACGACAUCCUCUGCAAGAUCGUCGUUUCGAAAGGCGUGGGCCACGUCAUGGAGACCGAGACGUCAGAGGGGCACUGGGUUCAGCUGCACGGGCCCAUAACCCUGCGUCAGUUGCGCUUCAAGCUCACCGACUACCAGGGCAACAUCGUGAACACUCGAGGCACCAGCAUUUCCUUUGUGGUUUUCCUCGACACCGAACGAUAA